Molecule: messenger RNA, 2519 nt
Organism: Physcomitrium patens
Lineage: Eukaryota; Viridiplantae; Streptophyta; Bryopsida; Funariales; Funariaceae
Product: beta-glucosidase 42
Biological process (GO): carbohydrate metabolic process
Molecular function (GO): beta-glucosidase activity
Source: RefSeq, a predicted model, not a curated record
GCUGAGCCUGAUGAGGAGGAGGCUACACACAUACUGCCCAUAUUCCGCUGCCCACUUUCCAAUUCCCUUACUCAUCACCUGACUGACACCGCGCCUACAUCGCCAUGAUAAUAAACACACGCACUUCGUCCAUCGUUCCCGCUUCUCUCCUGCAAUUACGCCGCACAGAACGCCGCCGAGUAUGCCUUGCUUCCGGAUCUUACCGACACCCUCUUCACUCUAGAAUUCGGAUUCCCUUAGUGUGCGGCGCGAUUGUGGCAAUGUUCAUUUGUUAUGGCAUGCUGGCUACUGCAUUGUCAACAACAGCAUUCGAUCACGUCUCCCACAGCGGGAGAAGAAUACAGAGUGAGCUCUAGCUUGACAUUCUGGUCUAAUCAAUGAUGGGGCGGGAUGGGUUGCCGUUCUUAAUCUUUGCCCUGGUGGCAUUAUCCAUGUUCUUGCUCUUCUUACAGCUGCCUCGAGAAGAACUCUCUCCCCCGAGAAACGACCCUACUGUGUUGCCCUGCAAGUUACACAACAUAGCCAAGCAUGCCAACGAUACGACGUGCGAGCCUUUUCACCGAUCGUUGUUUCCGCAGAAUUUUGUGUUCGGAGCUGCAACGGCUGCUUAUCAGGUGGAGGGUGCUGCCAAUGAGAGUGGACGGGAGCCUAGCAUUUGGGACACAUUCUCUCAUACUCCAGGAAAGGUUCUGCACAACCAUACUGGUGAUGUUGCAAGUGAUCAGUUUCACAAGUUCCUAGAUGACAUCGACUUGAUGACGCAGCUGAAUGUGGAUGCUUAUCGGUUCUCCAUUUCUUGGUCUCGGAUCAUGAAGCUCGGAGGCUCUAAUCCAGUGGUGAAUGAAGAAGGAAUGGCCUACUAUAACAACCUCAUUAACGGUCUCCUGAAGAAAGGAAUCCAACCCUAUGUGACACUAUAUCACUGGGACCUUCCGCAAUCUUUGCAGGACUCCUACGGCGGUUGGCUUGACCGGAGGAUAGUAAAUGAUUUUACGCAAUACGCGGAGGCUUGUUUCACCGCUUUCGGCGACCGUGUCAAGCAUUGGAUCACUUUCAACGAGCCUAAGUCAUUCACUGUACUCGGAUUUGGUAAUGGAAUUCACGCUCCUGGGAGAUGCUCCGACCGGACGCUUUGCCCUGCAGGUAACACAUCCACAGAGCCUUACAUUACGGCCCACCAUGUGCUACUUGCGCAUGCUGCAGCUGCGGACGUGUACAGAAAGAAAUUUAAGGAUACACAGGGCGGCAUGAUAGGGAUCUCCGUGGACUCAGAGUGGUCCGAGCCCCUGACCAGUUCCGUGGAAGACAAGGAAGCUGCAGAGCGGCAUACGCUCUUCCAGCUUGGAUGGUUUUUGGAUCCAAUAUACCGAGGUGAUUACCCAGCGAUUAUGCGCACACAUGUGGGUGCUCGGUUGCCUGUAUUCACUGCCGAUGAGGUGGCAUUGCUGAAGGGAUCUUUAGAUUUCAUUGGUCUCAACCAUUACUCUUCCAGGUGGAUAUCCAACGGUGUCAGAGUGGAGAAUUCACUGAACAGCGACAACUGGAACGACCAGGCAAUUGAGUCUUCAGCCAACUUGGUUCGAUGUUUUGCAGUGACCCGAAAUGGAACGCAAAUUGGGGAUGUGGCAGCUUCGGAGUGGCUCUUCAUCGUACCCUGGGGUAUCGGAAAAACAUUGGUUUGGUUGACACAACGAUAUGAAAACCCGCCGCUAUUUGUCACAGAAAAUGGUAUGGACGACCUUGACAGUGAUAAACCUAUGGCAGUGCUUCUAAACGAUACGACCCGUGUCGCGUUCUAUGAAAAUUAUCUCUUCUCUGUUCUUGAAGCCAUCCGGAAUGGAUCAGAUGUGCGCGGAUAUUUUGCAUGGUCGCUGAUGGAUAACUUCGAGUGGGCGAUGGGGUACACUCGGCGGUUCGGAAUGCUAUAUGUGGAUUACAACAACAAUCAACAGAGACAUCUCAAGGAAUCAGCCAAGUGGUUCUCUCGAUUCCUUUCUCGUGGCGUAUGACUCCAGCUCUUUGCGUGUUUUCUAUACAUCUGCAUAUCUGCAAGACUUCCUCAAGAAGCUUUGGAAUUGCAUCGCAAUAUAAUCAAUUAUUUGGCUAAGAGUCAGUUCGGAGGUGUCAGUGAUCCUGAGAAUGGACCCCGGAUUCUCCAGAACUCAAAGAAACAAAGCCAAACUGGAGAGACCCAACAACAAGGACUCCUGCGUAUGGACGUGGCACAAAUGUUGACUAGGUGGCGUGUUCUAUCACACUGCUGAUAGAGAACUCAAUGAUUCCCUCGUAGUUUUGUUAGAGGUAGUUCAUUUAUCAAACUGCGGUAUAUCAUUACUACACAGGGAUUCUUACGGUGGUCAUCAUCACCAGCCCCACAACCUCAAGUUGAAAGGACAGAUCGCUGGAUCGGUUUCUUCUCAAGAUUUUGUAAGUCUCGAUGAUAAUCGUGAGCUUCCUAUGGUGUUCAUGUGUUCGUGUUCAAAUUAAAAGAAUCAAAAAAACGAAACGGGUUUCUGGUU